Messenger RNA from Paralichthys olivaceus (Japanese flounder), 1108 nucleotides. It is a transcript of the gene cdkn2d, whose product is annotated as cyclin-dependent kinase inhibitor 2D (p19, inhibits CDK4). NCBI's taxonomy places the organism in Eukaryota, Metazoa, Chordata, Actinopteri, Pleuronectiformes, Paralichthyidae. Gene Ontology annotation, cellular component: nucleus. Gene Ontology annotation, molecular function: protein binding. The record is from RefSeq and is a predicted model, not a curated record.
AAUCGCCCGCUUUCUUCGCCGCGUGCUCUGAUUGGCCGAUCGCGGCUGUUGCCACGGUGAUAGUGUAGUAACCGAGUUGUGACCCCGCCGCUUUUACCGUAUAUGGAAGAGCAACGCCCUCUCGGCGAGCGCUGAUUGGUCGGCGUGCGUUCUCCCCCCAAUGUUUGUAAAUUGUAGUCUGGAGACGCCGCAGUGUGGAUCUCACCGCGCAAAUGUAUUUUCUAAUGUUGAUAAACUUCGCUUGUUGGGAUUUCAUUUGAAAAGCGAACUCAACGGACUGUAGAAAAAAGAGCGGGACUCGAACCUGUGCGACGCUGUGGAUCUUGAAGAACCGAAGCAGGCAGCAACAGACGGCAUCAUGGUGCGUUGUCCGAUGGAGACCGGCGAGGAUUUGACGGCGGCAGCAGCCAGAGGGAGUACGAGCGAGGUGCAGCGGAUCCUGGAGGAGAGCGGAGUGCAUCCCGAUACUGUCAAUGAAUUUGGCAGGACUGCGCUGCAGGUGAUGAUGAUGGGGAACUCCAAAAUCGCCACACUGCUGUUGGAAAAAGGAGCAGAACCCAACGUCCAGGACAGACACGGGAUAGCUCCCGUCCACGAUGCAGCUCGUACGGGAUUCCUGGACACUGUGCUGGUUCUGGUGGCGCACGGUGCUUCAGUAAAUAUCCCGGACCAGAGUGGCACCUUGCCUAUUCACAUUGCCAUCCGCGAAGGUCACCGGGAUGUUGUGGAGUUCUUGGCCCCACGGUCCGACCUGAGGCACGCCAACUUCAGCGGGCAGACGGCGAUAGACGUGGCCCGAGCUUCCGGCGAGCCCGAUAUGAUUGACUUAGUUUUCGCUCACAUACAUCGUUAGGCAGUCUGUGGUGCCAGGUGCCUUCUGGGUCACCAUAACCUCAUGUUUUGUUUUGCUUCAAACCUGGUGACUUGAAUUCAUUGGUGUGUAAAGGAUUAAUGUUUUGUUCAUAGUGGUUCAGCAUUAAUAUGUGACACAGGACAUAUUGUCUUGGCAGCUUAUUUUCAGUUGAUGGGUGGCUACAUACAGUAGACACCUCUUUUGCACAGUGCAGUUUAGGCACCUUAUAUCUCUGUUUUUCCCUAUUAACUGGGA